AUGACAUUCGAGGUGGGAUAUUUCCGAAUGAAGAAAUAUGGGCUUGUACCUUCAGAUGAGCCCAUUGCUGAAGUCCAAACUAUCAGCAGCAGUUCUUCUUCUUCUGAUGAAGUAGAAGUUGGUGCUGGUCCAGGCGAUGAUGGAGACACCGAAUCUGAUAAAGAAAAAGAAAUUGGUGUUGAAGGGACCACCAGUGAUUCCUCAGAGGGAGAAACCGGUGCUGGUGGUGACCGAGGAGGCUCUAGUAAAGUCAAAUCAAAGAAGAAGAAACCUAGUAAAGGCACGGGCAAAAUAACAAUUACAAACCUAGAUGAUAACAAAUGGCCAACAGAUCUUCCGGAAAACUUUCCAAUUCAUAAAGAUUGGGGCGAGGAUGACGUUCUUAGAGAAGAAGUGACGAGGCAAGGACCAAAAGAAGUGUGUUGGGCUGUUUGUCUAAGAGAGAACAUCGAAGCAACGAUCAAUAUAAGAAAUCGCAGUAUGGGGAUGAGGAACCUACAUCCAAACUUGUCUGCUCAGCAUCUGAUCAAUAACGUUAGCAAGAUUGAGAAAGGAGCGAUGAGAAGAUACGAAGGAGUUGAAAAUUUUCUUGUGCACCAAGGACUAGUUCAUGAAGACCUGUGUCCUUACACAGGCAGAAUUGAUAAACAAGGCUGUGCUCAUGCGAUGCCAGAGGCAGAACAAGUAACCAGAAUCAGACGCCUCGUAAGAAUAAAGAAAAAGCACAUCAAUGAGAAAGACCUGAUCAGAUUGGUAGCUCAAAGGCCGGUGAUGGUCGAAAUGAAAGCCUACACCAGCUUAUUGCGUUUCAAGGGGAAUGGUAUUUAUCGUGGGAAAGCUGGCAAGAAGGAUCCAGAGUUGAUAAACCGUCAUGCUCUAUUGCUGACUGGUUACGGGACGACAGAGAACGGAGAUCAUUAUUGGAUUGUGAAGAAUUCAUAUGGAACUGAAUGGGGUGAAGGCGGUUAUGGAAAAAUUAUCAGGCAGUGCAGUCCUAGAAACCCCAACGACUCUUCUCUGUUUGUGAAGAUAAGAUAUGCAGAGGUAUUUCUAUGA
This is a messenger RNA of Microthlaspi erraticum, 1056 nucleotides long. NCBI's taxonomy places the organism in Eukaryota, Viridiplantae, Streptophyta, Magnoliopsida, Brassicales, Brassicaceae. The record is from the annotation of a GenBank genome assembly.